GGGUAUGAAUGGAGGGGCAUGGCGGGAGAGGGGGUGUGAUAGUACGAAGAAGGGAAAAAUGAGACGAAGUGAGGACACCAAUGGGGAAGGCAUGAGGGUGGAGGUGUGAUGGGACGAAUAGGUGUAUUGGUGCAUAAGGAUAUCACCAUAAGUUGGCAAGGUCAUACACUAAGUAUUUUGAAACUAUGGUAAAUAUAUUUUAAAACUAUGGUAAAUCUUCUAUCUAUUUACUCCAUGACUGUAAAUAAAAAUGCGUGCCACUCGGAGUCAAUUCGUAUCAUCUUUUGAGCCUCUUAAACUAAAUUAUUUAAAAUAUUUAUCUCCUCCGUAACCUUUGUUUAAAAAAACAUCCAUGCGACCUUGUUUGUUUUUCAUAUCGUGCAAAUAAAACAAAAGCUCGCAGUGCAAGCUUCACUCUCUUUGUACUUUCUGUCAAAAGAGUUGCAGAUGAUCUUUUCCAACUUGUCAAACCAAAUACCAUAAUUCGAAGAAGUACUAAGUGAAUUCCUUAAGAAUCUAUGUCAUAGCUACCUAAGGGCUAUGUAAACCACCAGAAUGUUUUUAAAUGUCCGUACUCAGUUUCUAAUAACGCUCGAUACCUUCUAAGAUGACAUGUUUUAUAGGUGCUCCAUUGGUAUUUAUUUCAGUCGUGUUUAAUCACCAUCACUUCCCGUCACUCAAUCCAUUGUCCCUUCAAUCCUAGAACAUCAAGAUGGGGAGGUAAUAACUCCAGUGUCACAAGAAACAACGGAUUCCUGACCGUCCUUCGCGUGAGGCCAUGCCGCUAUUGUCCAACACUUCGCAUGAGCCUAAACAAUACCACAAUCCAUCAUAGUGAACGCGUGACUGGGUUUUCUGCGGGCUAGUGCUCUCCGGGGUUAGGAUCUAGGAUUAGACUGUCCAUUCAAUGUUGGCGGAUGUUGGACACGCACCCCCUGGGCUUUUCUUUGCGAGACGAGUUAUGCACUGCUUCUAGAAAAUUAUAAUAAAGUUAUCCCUGUUUUGCUUUUUAUGUAUCCUUCCGAAUCCUCCUUCCGUACAAUGCCUCCUGAAAUGGACCCCUCAGUUGAUGUUUGUCUUUUGUAUGAUUCGCGAUCGUCUUUGUUUUGACGUUAAACGGUGCGGAUUUGGGUUGCAAUCUUAGCUCAUGUAGGGGACACACUAAAGUGAUGUGUUUACUGACGUGCACAUAGUUAGCUCUGAUGAGUCAUUAAUCGCUUUACUUCACGACAUUAAACCUGCAUUUUCUUCAUUUUGUGAUUUGUCUAACAUCUCUCACCGUAUAAUGGGUGAUAUCACCGUAUUGCAAGGGCCUCGGGCUUGCUAAACCAUGCCUUAUUUGCGUGUCGUCUCAUCCUCCAAACAUGAAUAAUCAUAAGGCCCAAGCACACUAAGGGUUAUUUUUAAAGCAGCUCAAUUUCCUCUUAAGUUGAUCCGUAUUUCUACUAUUGACAAGUUGUUUGCGGAGAUGUGAUACAAUAGUGAUACUAGUAUCGCGCUGCGUGGAAAAUUGGGUAAUAGCGCACGGCAACCUCCACCUCCUAUUAUCCACCUUCGCGUGCACACUUCACGGCGCGGGUAGAGAUCGUUUGGAGGAGGUGUCGUUACCCGCAAAAGGCGUUAGUGCGCUGCUCGUCUCCAGGGUCAUGUGGCCGGGUGUGUUUGCAUGCUGUGUUUGUACAAGUCACCUCUAGACGGACCCUGACCGUGUGUUCGUAAUUGACCACGAUUACUUUAAUUAAUUUUGUUGGAUCUGCAUAUUGUGGCGAUAUAUAGGUACGGACCGUCUGAGCCAGUGCGAUGUUAGAAAGAGGCGCUAUGAACUCUAAGGAGGCGCGCUAAUAUCGUCGUACAAAGCUUUUAAUCACUGAAAUCCCGUGUGUUUCCCAUUUCCUGGAAUGCUGUGGGGCCAACUACCACACGGCGUUCGUUCUGUUUUUUGCCGGCGUGCUUUUGAAAUCAGCCAGUUCUACGAGUAACACGAUGAGAGUGCAGGCGCUAUACACACCAUUCAAGCUUUCUCUACUCAUAUUCGCAGUAAGAGGCUGUACACCAACGACAUCCGUAACAGGGCACCCCGCUCGUUCGCUGGACCCACACGUCGAAAUCCAGCGCCUUCGUACGGAUCCAUUUAGCCUACCGUUUUACCGCGAAACACAACUGUACUCGCGCUCGAGUCGUGGACAUCUCCGCAUCUUUAACCGACAGAUAGACGCGGAAGGCAAGGACGGUGACCCUUAUGCCAAACUUAUCCUAGAGUCGGACACUUUUGGCGGCCGAGUAAAGAUAAAAGGUGACAAAACUAAGCACUACUUGUGCAUCAAGAAGGAUGGUCGACUCACGUCGAGGAAGAUUCCAAAGAGCCCCAAGUGUGUGUUUAAGGAGGCAUAUACCGAUGAUUUCUUCACGCAAUUUAUCUCGGCUUACAACCCGAAAUGGAUGAUAACCGUGUCUAAGAAGGGACACACAAGACCGGGGUUCAAGGGUCGCAACGGUAGCAGGAGCGUCCAGUUCAUCGCAAGGGCGUCCAAAAUCGUCAUCGAAACAGACAUUAUGAAAAAUUACUUCAGACAACACAUUUUACAGCUCUUACGAGAAUACAGAAUCCGUAAGGGCACGCUUCCUUCCAGGGUAACCAACACGGACAACUACAAGUCACGCCUGAGUAUCAAUGAAAUUGUCAGUAAAAAGCUAAAGAAAAAAAGAAAGAAGAAGAAGAAUAGAAAGUUGAGGAAAAGGAAUCGUAAGAGAAAACAGCGCAAGCUUGCAAGGAAGAGACUAAAGGAGAAAGGAGUGGAGACCGCGGACCCUUGACAAUUGGCUGGAAAUAAAUGACUGACAUGUCAGAAGAGUGGUGAUGCCAGCAUAAAGCAUGGGGGGUGUGGGCCUUGCCUAUUACUUCUCUUUAUUAGUAUUAUUUCAACAACAACAACAACCAAAAGCAACAAAAUAGUUAUUGACGACUCAGGGGGUAAUUAGCUAAUUAAUCUAAUGGAUAUUUUAAAGUCAGGAAUCGGAAGAAAGAGCAAGGUAGACUUUUUUAUUGUUCUUGUCAAUUCCAUAUUUUUACGCCUUUGUUCGUACUUCCGGUACGAGUAAUACCAAACGUAACACAGCAUGUUCAUAAUCUCGAUUAUCAGUAAGAAUCGUCUGGGUAUUAUCUCUGACGCAAGAGCAAGCGCAACACAAGUGUGAAUCGGUCACACACAAGCGCAACACAAGUGAGAAUCGGUCAAACACAAGUG
Nematostella vectensis (starlet sea anemone) is the source of this 3245-nucleotide messenger RNA. RefSeq names its product fibroblast growth factor 18. The transcript has 5 exons. Gene Ontology annotation, cellular component: cytoplasm. The record is from RefSeq and is a predicted model, not a curated record. Gene Ontology annotation, molecular function: type 1 fibroblast growth factor receptor binding; type 2 fibroblast growth factor receptor binding; growth factor activity. Gene Ontology annotation, biological process: positive regulation of protein phosphorylation; cell differentiation; fibroblast growth factor receptor signaling pathway. The coding region runs from base 1984 to 2814 and encodes 276 amino acids. Lineage: Eukaryota; Metazoa; Cnidaria; Anthozoa; Actiniaria; Edwardsiidae.